This is a messenger RNA of Oryza sativa Japonica Group (Japanese rice), 3074 nucleotides long. NCBI's taxonomy places the organism in Eukaryota, Viridiplantae, Streptophyta, Magnoliopsida, Poales, Poaceae. The record is from RefSeq and is a predicted model, not a curated record.
CGGCCUCGCCUCGGCCUCUGCCUUCCUCAUCUCUCCCCCUCUCUCUCUCUCUCUCUCUCCCUCCUCCUCCUCACCCCGACCCCUCCCCGCCGAUUCCUCCCUCCUCCACGCGCGCGCGGCGCGGCGCAGCGAGCGCUCUCCGAUUCUUCCGGCUCCGAGGGAUUAGGGUUCCGGGGGGGCACGCGUCCGCUGACAUGGCCUCCGCCUCCGCCGCCGCCGAAACCCUCGCGGCGGCGUCGCUCCCCGUCGCGUCGCCUUCGCGGUCGCUGCUGCGGCCGCUCCCCAGGAGAGCGUCCGCGGGAGGCGGCUGCUCCGCGUCCGUACGAAUCUCCGCCGUGCCGCCGCGGGGGCUCGGGUUCGCGGUCGUCCAGCGCCGCGUCCUCCGCCGCCCGCCGGCGGCGCGCGCCAACGUCGAGCGCGAAGGGGACGGGGCCGAAGCGUCCGGGCCAGGAGAGGCGUCGUCCUCCUCCUCUGGAGAUGGGGACCGCGACGGGGCGGCGGCGGCGGCGGAGGCAGGAGGUGAUGGCGCCAGCACGAGCACCACGAGCGCGGCCGCGACGCCUCCGCAGCCGCCCUCAUCGAAGAGGGGGGAGAACAAGUGGCGGCGGAAGCUGAUUAAGGGCGGAGGCGUUGGGCGGUGGCUUUGGGAGCCCAUAGUUCAGGGGAGGGAAAUGGGGUUCCUCCUGCUCCAGCUUGGGUUCGCCAUAUUCGCGCUCCGAAUGCUGCGGCCCGAGAUCGCGCUGCCUGGCUCAGAGCCCCGGCCACAGACAACGUACGUCAGCGUCCCAUACAGCGACUUCCUGGCGAGCAUAGACAAGAACCAGGUGAAGAAGGUCGAGGUGGACGGGGUGCACAUCAUGUUCAGGCUCCGUCCUGAGGUUGAGGCCCGUGCAAUGGAGCAGCCACAGGUGCAGCGUGGAACAGAUUCUGUUGCUGAUAAUGCUGGAGUUCCAAGGCGAAUUGUCUUCACAACAACACGUCCAGUGGACAUUAAGACACCAUAUGAAAAAAUGGUGGAGAAUAGUGUUGAGUUUGGGUCGCCGGACAAAAGGUCUGGUGGCUUGCUCAAUUCGGCUUUGGUGGCUCUUAUUUAUGUUGUAUUAAUUGCUGUAGUUCUGCAGCGAUUGCCAAUAAGCUUUUCUCAGCAUUCAGCAGGCCAGCUGAGGAAUCGGAAGAAUUCAAACUCUGGUGGGGCCAAAGUUUCAGAAAGUACCGAUAUAGUUACAUUUGCUGAUGUGGCUGGAGUAGAUGAGGCCAAAGAAGAGCUGGAAGAGAUUGUGGAGUUCCUAAGGAACCCAGAAAGAUAUAUUCGUCUUGGUGCGCGACCUCCACGAGGUGUCUUGUUGGUGGGCCUUCCAGGAACUGGAAAGACGCUUCUUGCAAAAGCUGUCGCAGGGGAAGCUGAAGUCCCAUUCAUAAGUUGCUCUGCAAGUGAAUUUGUGGAGUUGUAUGUAGGCAUGGGAGCAGCUCGAGUGCGUGACCUAUUUGCUAGAGCUAAAAAGGAAUCUCCUUCGAUUAUUUUUAUUGAUGAGAUUGAUGCUGUGGCAAAAAGCCGUGAUGGCCGUUAUCGUAUCGUCAGUAAUGAUGAGCGAGAGCAGACACUAAAUCAAUUACUCACGGAAAUGGAUGGAUUUGACACCAACUCAGCUGUCAUUGUACUUGGAGCAACAAACCGAGCAGAUGUUUUAGAUCCUGCCCUCCGACGCCCUGGGAGAUUUGACCGUGUAGUUAUGGUUGAAGCUCCCGACAGAUUUGGAAGAGAAUCUAUUCUGAAAGUUCAUGUGAGCAGAAAGGAGCUUCCGCUUGGUAAAGAUGUAGAUCUUAGUGACAUUGCUGCAAUGACAACUGGUUUUACUGGGGCAGACCUUGCAAAUUUAGUAAAUGAAGCUGCUUUGUUGGCUGGGAGAUCAAAUAAAGAAAUAGUGGAAAAAAUUGACUUCAUCUGUGCAGUGGAGCGCUCUAUUGCUGGCAUUGAGAAAAAGCAUGCAAAGCUGAAGGGUAAUGAAAAGGCUGUUGUUGCACGGCAUGAAGUUGGUCAUGCCGUUGUGGGAACUGCUGUAGCAAACCUAUUGCCAGGGCAGCCACGUGUGGAGAAAUUGAGUAUAUUGCCAAGGUCAGGUGGUGCAUUGGGCUUUACAUACACCCCUCCCACAACAGAAGAUAGAUAUUUGCUCUUUGUUGAUGAACUGCGUGGACGUCUAGUAACACUUUUGGGUGGAAGGGCAGCAGAGGAAGUAGUACUGUCAGGGCGUGUUUCUACUGGAGCACUUGAUGACAUAAGGCGUGCCACUGACAUGGCAUACAAGGCUGUAGCAGAGUAUGGUCUUAAUCAGCGCAUAGGUCCGAUAUCGGUGGCAACAUUGUCAAAUGGUGGGCUAGAUGAAUCCGGAGGCUCUCCAUGGGGAAGGGAUCAGGGCCAUCUAGUUGACCUUGUCCAGCGGGAAGUAAAAGCCCUUCUUCAAUCAGCCCUUGAUGUCGCUCUUUCAGUUGUCCGUGCUAAUCCUACAGUUUUGGAAGGCCUUGGAGCAUAUUUAGAAGAGAAUGAAAAGGUUGAGGGCGAGGAGCUUCAAGAGUGGCUCAAGUCGGUUGUUGCACCAAAAGAAUUGACCUCAUUUAUAAGAGGAAAGCAAGAGCAGGUUCUUCAGCUGGAAGCAGGCUCCUAGCACUAUACAUUGGUCUCGUAGAAUCAAUUAAUUAAUUUAACACAAGUAGCUCCAACAGUUUAAACUGUACAAGUUCUGAGGUACGCAACUCACGCCCAAGCCAAGACCCUUGUGAUGCUGUAUAUAUCUAUGUGCCGCUCCACGACCCUUGACUACAGGUCUACCAGGAAUGAUUCAUAGCGAGUUGUAAACCCCGGAGUAUUGUAAGUUCCUUCGGUUUCCUCGUUUGCCGUUGGAUGUUGUUUAUAGAUUAGGCGGGUGGUACACAUGUAAAAGAAUAUUCGUUUUUCUUCUGUGUUCUUUCUCUUUCUGUUCAUCCUGCGGAAGGAAUUUUUUGUUACAUUGUCAUCUUGGCAAAUAUUAAUAGGAAUAAUUCAUAUACGUCGUUGAUCCUUGUAUUUGGAUUAUUUA